Messenger RNA from Cylicostephanus goldi, 431 nucleotides. The record is from the annotation of a GenBank genome assembly. NCBI's taxonomy places the organism in Eukaryota, Metazoa, Nematoda, Chromadorea, Rhabditida, Strongylidae.
CUGACUGCUUCUAAAUUUAGGUGGCAGCUUUUCUACCUGGAUGGAACUCCGAAGAAUGUUGGAUUCAAAACACCCGACAAAACCAACAUCACAGUCACAGCUACUGGUGUUCCGAUGGAAAUUCAUAAGCAAGGAGCAGUCUAUGUCCUCGCUUUGACCGGAUCAAAGGAUAAACCAAUAUAUCAUGUCAAUCAAGUGGUGCAGUCCAAUUCGGUGACGAUUCUGUGGCAAUUCCCACAGAUUAUCAUAAUUACAGCAGCUGAGAUUCUGUUUUCUAUAACAGGAUACGAGUUUGCUUAUUCACAGGUGGGAUGGGUGUGGUCAUUGCAGAAAGAAAUUCCUCUAACGAUGUUCACGAAUGCUUCAGUCUGCUCCAUCUAUGAAAGCACUGGUACAAGCUAUGUGGUUACUUACAACAGCAGUGGGUGACA